AUGGACCCUUUAGCCAAUAUUAAAAAUGAAAUAAAUUUAAUGAAUCAUAGAAUUUCAUCAUUCGCUACUUAUGUAAAUUAUCAAUUGUUAGAAUUUAAACAGAGCAUGUCAAAUAUUGAAUUAAUGUUACAAGAAAAUAUUGAAUCAAAAAAAAAAACAAAAACAGAUACAGAACCAAAUUCACCAACAAAACCACUUUCAACAUCAAUUCCAACUACAACAACAGCAGCAACUAGUCAAUCAAUCACUUCAACAAGUUUAUCAUCCUCCUCAUCAUUAUCAAAUCAAAUUGCACAACCACCAAUAAUAAAUGGACAGGUAUUAAAUUCUUCAAUUUUAACUCCAACAUCAAGAAAAAAACUUUCAUUAGUUGACAUAGAUAAAAACAAUUAUAAUAACUAUAAUAAUAAUAAUAAUAAUAAUAAUAAUAAUAAUAAUAAUAAUAAUAAUAAUAAUAAUAAUAAUAAUAAUAAUAAUAAUAAUAAUAAUAAUAAUGUAACAACAACAGAUAAAAAAGAAGGAGAAAAGAAUGAAAAUGAAAAUGAAAAUGAAAAUGAAAAUGAAAAUGAAAAUGAAAAUGAAAAUGAUAUAAUAGAAGAAGAUAAAAUAAUAGAAAAAAUGGAUGAAGAAUUAGAAAAUGAACAAGUAGAACCAGUAGAACAAGUAAAACCAAAAACUCAAGGAGGUAGAAAAAAAGUAUCUAAAUUAACAUUAGAUUUUGGUAUUGGUAAAAGACCAGUUAGAACUAAAACAUUAACACAAUUAGGAAUUGCGUUGGAAAAAGAAGAUACUCCAAAAAAGAGACAAAGAAAAUAA
Messenger RNA from Dictyostelium discoideum AX4, 816 nucleotides. RefSeq lists its product as hypothetical. The coding region runs from base 1 to 816 and encodes 271 amino acids. Lineage: Eukaryota; Evosea; Eumycetozoa; Dictyosteliales; Dictyosteliaceae. The record is from RefSeq and is a predicted model, not a curated record. The transcript has 2 exons.